Messenger RNA from Dimorphilus gyrociliatus, 1348 nucleotides. Lineage: Eukaryota; Metazoa; Annelida; Polychaeta; Dinophilidae. The record is from the annotation of a GenBank genome assembly.
AAUGAACUCACUAUUUUAUAAAAAUGCAGGGGUUAUAUCCAAAUGGAGGGAAUAUUGCGCAACUGAAACAUUUCAUCCGAAUUGUCCACCGGGUUAUUACGUCUUCAUUACUUACGCUGAAUUCGGUCGAAUGAACGAUGGCCGUUGUAUAACGGGAAAUUAUGGCGUACUCGGAUGCGCAACUAACGUAGAAGCUGUGCUGAACCGAAUGUGUUCCGGUCUACAAAGAUGUCAAGUUAGGAUUCCGGAUGGGCGGUUCGAAGUGAAAAAGUCUUGUCCGAGGGAUUUACGACGGUAUUUGAACGCGUCGUAUAUUUGCGUGCCGAUCAUCGACUUGCCGGAAGAGAUUUGCCAUUCGCAUGGUCCGUUCGAGCUUCGGAACGAUACCGGCUUUGUUGCAAGCAGGUCAAUUCGACAUCUUUCCUGCUCUCCGUUAUCUUUCACUAUUCAUGGAGAGCCAGGGAGGCAAGUGGCCGUAAGUUUGUUCGAUUGGACACUAAGCACGACCAACUAUCGAUGCCAAUCAAUCGGACUCGUAUCGGAUUCGCGUCGAAAUGUCUCGUUGUGUGCUGGACGCUCGGGUCUAAUUUUCAACUCAACUUCAGAGAAAGUAAAGGUUACUUUAACAAGCGGACAAGGGGAUUUCUUAUUAAAGUAUACAAUUACUGGAUGUCGGGAUCCAGUUAUGCCCUCAGGAAAAUCAUGGUUAAGGCGUCAAGGUGAUGAUGCGCUGCUAGGCUGUAAUGCAACGAAACGCAAUUGGAAGCUCACAUGUGUCCACGGUAGAUGGCGUGGUAAGAAAGCAUAUUCUUGCCCUGAAGAACGAAGUGGCGACGAAGACGAACGCGUAGGCAUUGAUAACUGGAAUGAAAUGUCAUUACCGCAAGGUGUCUCUGUCGCGAUAAUCAUAGGUACUGCUUUAGUAGUCGGCGUUAUCAUUCUAGUCAUCGGUUUAAUGUGUCUCGAAAGGCUUCGGAAAGCAUCAAAUUCAACAGCAUCUGAGCCAGAUAUUUAUUUACAUGCUCUUAUGCCACCAGGAGGCGGAAAUACUAUAGAAGAUAAUAAGCCUGACGUGACGGCUUAUUAUGAAAGGACAGCAACAAUAAAUAAGAAACCAAGAGGAGAUUUAAAUGUUCAUGAAUUAUAUGGUUGCGUCCACGACGAUGUUGAUUUGCAAUCCCUGAAGAUGGCAAGGAAAAGAAAUGACACUGAUGAGAAUAAUGUUCGAUUUUUGACAUUACCCGUUAGGAGCAUUCUGUGUAAGAAUACUAAUAUUCAGCAAGCGUCAGCUCAAAAAUUGCUAGACGCUAGUCAAUUAGCUAAUCUUCCCGAUUCGGCUUUCUCUUGA